AUGGGGUUUAUAACACUGCAAUGCGGCCAGCUCAAGCUGCUCCAGGAUCUUUUGGAGAACCAAACUGACCACGAGGUGACGGAACUGAUGUCCGAGAAAACAAACGGAGUGACACCGCUGUUGAUGGCGGCACGCUAUGGGCAUAUUGAUUUAGUCGAGUACCUUCUGAAGCGCUGCUGCGUGCCCGUAGAAGUCUGCGGGUCUGUCAACUUUGAUGGCGAGCACUUCGAAGGAGCCUCUCCGCUGUGGGCCGCUUCGGCGGCCGGACACCUGAAGGUUGUGCAGUCACUCUUAGGCCAUGGUGCUUCUGUGAACAACACCACGCUCACCAAUUCGACCCCUCUGAGAGCCGCUUGCUUCGACGGCCACCUCGACAUAGUCAGGUAUCUGGUGGAACACAAAGCUGACUUGGAAGUGGCCAAUCAGCACGGCCACACGUGCCUCAUGAUUUCUUGUUAUAAGGGCCACAAAGAGAUCGUGCAGUAUCUGCUGGAGAGAGGCGCUGACGUUAAUAGGAAAAGCGUCAAAGGUAACACGGCCUUGCAUGACUGCGCCAAAUCAGGAAGUCUGGAGAUAAUGAAAAUGCUUCUGAAGUACGGCGCCACGAUGGAAAAGGACGGCUAUGGAAUGACUCCAUUGCUCACAGCUAGUUUCAAUGGGAACACGAACAUAGUAGACUUCCUCACACAACACCCACAAACGAGCAAAAUGGAACGAAUUAAUAGUUUAGAAUUGUUAGGUGCUACUUUUGUGGACAAAAAGAGGGAUCUUUUGGGAGCUUUAAAGUACUGGAAGAGAGCCAUGGAGAUGCGGUACAGCGACUGCAGCAACAUCCUCUUUAAAGGCGAACCUAAAGAACUUGUAAUGGCGUACGACUACGCAAAGGAGGCCGGGAGCAUGGAAGAGCUGGACAGUUUGAUCUCGGACGAGGACAGGAUACGAAUGCAGGCUCUCCUUAUUAGAGAACGCAUCCUGGGCCCAUCGCAUCCAGACACGUCCUACUACAUUCGGUACCGAGGAGCUGUGUAUGCCGAUUCGGGGAAUUUUGAACGGUGCAUCAACCUGUGGAAGUAUGCCCUGGACAUGCAACAGAAUAACUUGGACCCACUUAGUCCUAUGACUGCCAGAAGCUUGCUCUCAUUCGCUGAGCUUUUUUCUUUCAUGCUGCAGGCCCGUGAUGACGGCUUCCUGGGGACCUCUGUGUCUUUUGACGACCUCAUGGGCAUCCUUGGCAAAAGCGUGCUGGAGAUCGAACGCGCCAUGAAGCUGCGGCAGCCCGGGCCCGACCCAGCUCAGCUCAGCAAGGCACUCGCCAUCAUACUGCACCUCAUCUGCUUACUGGAGAAAGUCCAGUGCACGGUCGAGCAGGACCAUUUCAGGAAAGAAACCAUCUGCAAGUUCCUCAAGCUGCAUCCGUGCGGGAAAAACGGCUUCAGCCCCCUUCACCUGGCCGUGGACUGGAACACGACGUGUCCCCCCGUCUGCAAGUUACCCUCGUUCCAGCUGACCUCCAUCCUUCUGGAGUGUGGCGCCGACGUGAACUGUCGCGACGAAUAUAACAACAGCCCUCUGCACGUAGCCGCCUCCAGCAAUCGCGUCGACAUCAUGAAGCUGCUUAUCGCAUGUGGCACGCACUUCGACAGCACCAACUCCUUCAGGCAGACUGCAUGUGACCUGUUAGACGAGAAGGAGAUGGCCAAGAACCUGAUUCAGCCCAUAAAUCACACCACACUGCAGUGCUUGGCCGCUCGCACCAUCAUCAAGCAUAAUCUUACAUAUACAGGAAAUAUUCCAGAGAAGCUUGAGGCUUUUGUGCUACUGCACAGAUAAUGACUGAGUCAUUAAAAUUAUGGACUAACACACAUUGGGAAUUGUGUUGUGAUUUUUUUUUUAAAGUAGACACCCUUUUUGCCUAGAAUUUCCAGAAAUGUAUUCUUGGCAUUUUCUCAGCCGAUUUCUUGAGGAAUUCCCCUGAGCUGCUUUUCAAACAGUAUUGAAGGAGUUCCCACCUAUGC
Messenger RNA from Ictalurus punctatus (channel catfish), 2015 nucleotides. RefSeq names its product fem-1 homolog c (gene fem1c). The transcript has 3 exons. Gene Ontology annotation, molecular function: protein binding. The coding region runs from base 1 to 1830 and encodes 609 amino acids. Lineage: Eukaryota; Metazoa; Chordata; Actinopteri; Siluriformes; Ictaluridae. The record is from RefSeq and is a predicted model, not a curated record.